UUCACCUAAUAUUAUCCAUACAGAUUGUUUGCCAGGCGGUGGACCUCACCAUGAUGGGCAAUGCGUUUGAUGAUCAGUACAUUGGCUGUGCGCGGCAGAUGGAGCGGGAAAUGGCGAAGGUCCUGGAGCAGGAGAAGACAUACAAGCCAUUGGCGGUCAUGUGGUAUCUGGCGGAGCAGAGGUGGGCGAUAAUCAAGCAAUAUAACAUCUUUCCUCCGGGCUUCAAGGACGAGUAUGGAAUAUCGAUGGUCCUGUACACCAGGGAGAGCCCCUUCCCCAUCUACCAGCAGCUGAACCGCAACGUGUCCAUCGCCGGCCGAUCACGCCAGCACUAUAUGGACAGGUUCCAUUUCAAGGCUCUCCAUUUCUACCUCACCAGGGCGCUGCAGGUGCUGGGCAGUGGCGGCUGUGACACCGGCUCGCAGACUUAUCGCGGAUCUUGGAUGAAGUACAAGAACGUGUCGCCUGACCUGCGCUUCGGCCAAUUCGCCUCUACGUCCCUAAGCCGAAAAACCGCCCAGAGGUUUGGCGUUAACACCAUGUUCACCAUAUUCACCUGUUUCGGGGCGAACGUGGAAGUCUUCUCGGACUUUAAGGAGGAGGAAGUUCUAAUUCCCGUGGCGGAGAAGUUUCACGCCAUAAAAACGUCAGAAACGUCGUUUGUCCUGAGGAGCAGCGGACAGCAGUGCAGCUACUACAACUGCGCCUACCUAGGAGGAGAAAAAAGAAAAGAGAAAUUAUUUAGCUCAGCUCCGGGAGGACAUGUGAUCUGUGACCACAGAAUUUGGCUAAUCCUUCCUGCAAUGACUCUAAUCCUGAACAUCCUAUUCGUCAAUACCUCCUGA
Nanorana parkeri is the source of this 845-nucleotide messenger RNA. RefSeq names its product ecto-ADP-ribosyltransferase 5-like. Gene Ontology annotation, molecular function: NAD+ poly-ADP-ribosyltransferase activity; NAD+-protein-arginine ADP-ribosyltransferase activity. The transcript has 4 exons. The coding region runs from base 51 to 845 and encodes 264 amino acids. The record is from RefSeq and is a predicted model, not a curated record. Lineage: Eukaryota; Metazoa; Chordata; Amphibia; Anura; Dicroglossidae.